This is a messenger RNA of Cyphellophora europaea CBS 101466, 831 nucleotides long. RefSeq lists its product as uncharacterized. Bases 1 to 831 code for a protein of 276 amino acids. The record is from RefSeq and is a predicted model, not a curated record. NCBI's taxonomy places the organism in Eukaryota, Fungi, Ascomycota, Eurotiomycetes, Chaetothyriales, Cyphellophoraceae. The transcript has a single exon.
AUGGCCACACGAAGAGAGCGCAGCCCGUCGGUCAUGUCGGCCUGUGACGCCAGCUUGGAAUCUUCAUAUCGCUCAUGGAAGGCGCAGCGGCCGCAGCUCUUUCGCCAGCACAGCCAGCAGCAUCGCAUAGCCAACGCACCAAUGGUACGUACCACCUACUCGCCACAAGUAGACGCAUUGGCGCCUAACAACAGCCAUCAUCAGGCGGACAAUACCAGGGCACCGGUUCACAUCGCCGUCAUCGCUGAUGAUCAUGACCACAUGGUUGAUCUUCCUCUUACGCUUUACGAUCCUAGCCUCACGCGGUCUUUGAUCAGCAAGUCUAAAGCCUUCGCUACCCAGGGUCGCAUCAGUCCCUGCUCCCCACUAUCCCUAUUGAUUACUCUGAACCCGGCCUCCGCUGCCGGCACGGCCGAUACCUCCAGGACCAACAGAGCCAGAGCGAGUCACAGGGAAGGUUUUGCUGCCCGAGUCCCCCUCACCACCUCCACAACUCUCACCCUCCGCUGGCGCUACGCUCAUGGUCUGCAGUCUUUCCACGAAGUGUUCUAUGUCAUCGACGCGGCAUCUAUCCACGGUUUCGAUGCCGUGCUGCGCGGCACCAUCAAUGUCACGCCCGCAGACCAGGCCGCCACUUUGCCUCUGGCUCACCCUCUGAUCUUUGUCUCCAGCCUUGGCCGCAGCUCCGGCAGUGGCAGCAAGAAGACAGAUCGUGAUCGUCGCGAUGAUGAGAAGAAGAGUCGAAAAGAGCGUGAAUAUCGCGCGCAGGUGGAGAGCCAAAGGAGAGAAGUUAGGAAGGCAUUGGAAGGGAAGGGCUCAAAGAGAAGCUGA